UCUUUCUUUCAGUCUCUUUUAAUUAUCAACCUAUCUACCAUGGAACGCGCUACAGAUUAUACCUGGAGGGCUUAUGAGGAUCGUACACUCUCUGAGCUUCUACAGUUUGAUUCUACGCCCGAUACAGAGGAUAUAGGCGAUUAUGUCGACCCGUUUGACAGCGGGCAAGAAUUUGAAACCGCAAUUCCUGACCCGGACGAGGCACCUAAUAUUCCGACUCCCUUAACCUUUCACCCAACUCACGCUAUAUCAGCUGCUGUGAUUGAGUACGUACCUUUGCUCCCAGAGUAUCCCGAAACUCAUGAUGACGGGUUUGCGUAUAUCGUGAGUAUCGACAAAUAUAAACCCGAGGAGCUACGACGUAUUAUGAAAUCAACACAAUAUGCUAUGGGUGGCUUUGGGGACACAAAGAACAUACACUCUGCAUACCUUGGCUGCCAAACAGAGCGAAAGCGCUUUAAAUGUAGCGGUAUAAAGAGCUGCGAGUUUCUUGAUCCUAGACUCUCAUAUCUAGCCCAUACAAAAGCGGAUAAAGAUCUAUGGACCCUGAUUACAAGCAUACGCCAAGAGAUCGCGGAUUCCUCGCUUACAGAGGGUAAUGGAGAGCUACAGCGUAAUAGUAUUGGGCUAUAUAACGCUAUCAAGAAGAAGUUUCUUCGGGGUGUCGCGUGUAAAUUCUCUCGUCAAGGUUGUGAACCUAUAUUUCGCCAGCACUAUCACGAUAACCUAUCUGGCGUGCAUAGCUAUUAUAUAAGCUGCGCGAAUUCAUCACGAGAAAACCGUCAAGAUCACUUCUACACUUCUCUAAUCCCAAAAGAGAGAUCACUUGAUGUAGAACUUCUACAGAAGCUUCUAGCCUCUACCUGUCAGCCUAGACCACUGACUUGCGGAGUGAUUGAACCGGCGGCCUCAAGGAGGCCAUUAUGCGGCGUUAUUCAUCCUCAGGGUCAGGGUAAAAUCCAGAGCCAUGGCGCUUGUAACGUCAUAUUCCAGACCUUUAUCCCGCUACUCCCUGAGAGAUACCCAUACGCAAUAUUCUACUCUCGUGGAAGGCAUUCUCAUCCACCACCGCCGCCUACAAAAGCUCCAUGGAUAAUCGCUAGCGAGGUCCUUGAUCUAAUUUGCAAAAAUCUAGACCCAGACCUUAAGCUAAGCACAUUCCUACGUAGCCCUGCGCUUCGUGAAUUCUGCAAGCAAUAUAAAUGCAAAACGCUAUCACAGAUCCAUUCUAGCUUUGCUAAGAUUGAUAAGGUUUCGGCAUUACUUUGGAAACAACGAGCGCUGAACUACCCACUCGGUAAAGGUAUAGCUGGCCUACGCCAUCAUUUAGAGGCCAAACCUGAUCUAAAGGAAUAUGUUCAAGAGAUCUAUGAAACUUCAGAAGGGAAUUUUGUCUUCUGCGCUUUCGCUAAGCAGCUUCAAUUUCUAGCAACGCGCGAUGCUAUCGAGGUUGAUAUGUCUUAUAAGCGGGUGAAAGGAGACAUUAACGAGGUAAUAUUCGCUACAAUGCUCACAGACCAUGGUAAAAUCAUAACGCUCUGUCGUGUCUUUACUGACCAAGAGAGCGCCGCGGGAUACAAAUUCAUCUUCCAGAUGGUUUUUGAACUUAUGUCAAGGUCUAUAGGGAGACCUAUUAGGUUUCACUACCUUCAUAGGGAAGGUAUUAAGGCAAUUGUUGGUGAUAUGGGCCCAAAGCAGAUCUUUGGCUUAGGUGCAUUCCUUCAGGACCAAGAUACCGAGCAGAAUCAACGUUCUCCAACCUGGCACCUCGUACGGAUUAUGAUCUUUUGUGCUAUCCAUUUUAUGCGAACAGUAUCAAAGAUCUACCCAAAUCGACCAGAUAACUCCCAUAUAGAGCGUCGCGAGCGUCUAAAUGGGCUACUUUCAUGUCAAACCGAAGAUGAUUAUUAUAGGCUACUAGACCUUAUUGAAGAGCAAGAUCCAAACCUUAAAUACUGGGUUCGACAUAAGAGACACCCAGUAAUUGCAGCAGGGCUUUGUAAAGCAUGCUCAGGUGUUCGCCCCGAAUUCUUCUCAAGAUUCCGGCCUCAUACGAAUACAGUUGAGCAAAGCCAUAAUAAGUCCUAUGCACUAGGAACUUAUGAUUCAUUGUUAGGUGCUGUGACAAAGUCGUUAUACCUCGAUCAACAGGAUCUUGAUCAAUUAGAGAAUCGAGAUGCUUUCGGUAUUCAUCACCGCUAUCAAGCUGAUGAUAUUGAGGCCCGGGUUGGAAGAAAUCUUCAGCGCGAGGCUAAAAAAAGAGAGAGAGCUGAACAGAAAGCCAGUCAAUAUAGAGAUGAACAGAUGCGGUUUGAUAUUGACGAUCAAACCCUCCCCGGGGCGUCAUCUUCUGGCUUUAUAUUUGAUAUUGAACGUCAGUCAAGUGUGUCUUUAAGCUCUAGUCUUCGUCGUACAGCAACGAUUAAGUCGCAGAAUCGUGAUCAUUUAAGCGAUCUUCGAGAGCUCGAAAUUCAGCAGAAACGCCAGGAGAUAGAAGAUGCUCAAGAAGAAAGACGAAUAAAGCGCCGGCAGUUAGAGCUUGAGACUAAAGAACAAGAACUGAGGGUUGCGAAGAUGGAACUAGAAAGGCAGCUUGUUGCGGCGCAAUUAGAGCAGAUAAAGAGAGGGAACUAG
This is a messenger RNA of Penicillium atrosanguineum, 2634 nucleotides long. RefSeq lists its product as uncharacterized. NCBI's taxonomy places the organism in Eukaryota, Fungi, Ascomycota, Eurotiomycetes, Eurotiales, Aspergillaceae. The transcript has 13 exons. The record is from RefSeq and is a predicted model, not a curated record. The coding region runs from base 40 to 2634 and encodes 864 amino acids.